Raphanus sativus (radish) is the source of this 1722-nucleotide messenger RNA. RefSeq lists its product as uncharacterized. NCBI's taxonomy places the organism in Eukaryota, Viridiplantae, Streptophyta, Magnoliopsida, Brassicales, Brassicaceae. The transcript is spliced from 4 exons. The coding region runs from base 1 to 1722 and encodes 573 amino acids. The record is from RefSeq and is a predicted model, not a curated record.
AUGUCCGGAGACAGUCGUGAUGAUGAGGAGAAGUUGCAAGUUGGGAUGAUUUUCAAAACAAGGAAUGUUUUCAAACAGCAAAUGGCUUUGCAUGCAAUCACAAAAAAGUUUCGUUUCAGGAAUGCAAAGUCAGACCCCACCAUGAUGAUCCUGAAGUGUUGUGGAACGGGAUGCCCAUGGCGCGUGUAUGCGGUUAAGUUAAAGGAUUCAGACGUCUUCCAGAUAAGAACCUACGAAGGUAAACACACAUGUACAAUAGACGUCCGUGGCGGUUACCAGCAGCAAGCAACAGCUUCUGUUAUUGGGGAGCUGAUGCGGACAAAGUUGGCUGGGGUCGGGGCUGGACCGAGACCAGGAAAAAUAAGACAGAUGAUGCGGGGAGAUCAUGGCGUUAAUAUCUCUUAUUGGAAGGCUUGGAGAUCGAGAGAUAUGGCAAUAGAUAAUGUACAAGGGUCGUGCAACACUUCGUACGUUGAUCUUCCGUCAUAUUUAAACAAGCUUGUGACUGUCAACCCAGGAACAAUAGCUAAUCUAUGCACAGAGUCGACAGAUGAUGGAGGACAACGGUUCAAAUACAUGUUCGUGGCGUUAGGUGCUUCCAUUAAGGGUUAUCAAUAUAUGAGGAGGGUGGUUGUUAUUGAUGGGACACACUUGAAAGGGAAGUACGCAGGUUGCUUGUUAACAGCCUCGGCCCAAGACGCUAAUUACCAAAUUUUCCCGCUGGCUAUCGCGGUGGUUGACAGCGAAAACGAUGCAUCAUGGGAAUGGUUUUUCCAACAGCUAACAGCUUUUGUCCCAGACGAGGACGAUCUAGUUUUUGUGUCUGACAGGAAUUCAUCCAUUUACAAGGGGCUCGGCAAGGUUUAUGGAGGUGCAGCACACUGUAUAUGCAUCGUCCACCUGAAGAGAAACAUCAGAACGAAUUUCAAGGGUAGUCACCUCACUUACUUGGUUGCGAAAGCAGCAAGGUCUUACCGGAUAGAGGACUUCUACAAAACAUUCAACGAGAUCAAAGACAUGGAUGCGAGCUGCGCAAAAUACCUAUUGGAUAUAGGAUUUGAGCAGUGGGCAAGAUCCCAUUUUCCGGGGAAUAGAUAUGACAUAAUGACAAGCAAUUUGGCAGAGUCUUGGAAUGCUGUCUUGAACGAGGCGAGGGAAUUCCCGGUUAUCCGUUUGGUUGAUUACAUACGAGGGAAGCUGACUGAGUGGUUUGCAACCAGGAGAGCUUCUGCAAAUUCAAAUACCAACGUGUUGUCUCCCCGUGUGCUGAAGAUUGUGACAAGAAACUUUGAGAAGACAGGGGGGUACAGUGUCAAUAUCAUAGGUGACGGCGAGUUCGAGGUGCAAGAUAAAAACGGGGAUAGCUACCAUGUGUUUCAGAUGCUAUGUAUCCCAUGUCCCCAUGCAAUAUCUGCGGCUUUGCAUUCGGGUGUAUUGGUUGAUACUCUAGUUCUGGAAGCUUACAAUGUAAGUAUGCUAAGGGGUGCUUAUAAGGAAAUGAUAAUACCUGUUGGUGACUACAAGGGGUACCCAGCUAAUGAUGCUAUCUUCAAUGGCCACCGCUUAAGUCCGCCAGCUACGAGGCGCCCGCCAGGAAGGCCAAAGAAACAACGGUUCUUCUCACGUGGUGAAAAACUGAUGAAAAGCAUCCGUAGAAGGAUUGUAUGCAGCAGAUGCAAGGGUCUGAACCAUAACAAGGCCACCUGCAAAAGACCAAUAUGA